AGAGAAAAUUAAAAUGGCAGAUUGGGGGCCGGUGCUUAUAGCGGUGGUGCUGUUCGUGCUGCUUACGCCAGGGCUGCUGUUUCAGAUUCCGGGGAGGAACAGAGUGAUUGAAUUUGGAAACAUGCAUACAAGUGGACUUUCUAUUUUGGUUCAUACUCUCAUUUUCUUUGGGCUAAUCACUAUUUUCCUUAUUGCCAUUGGAGUCCAUAUACACGCUGAUUAAAAGUUCUGUAGUCAAACACGGAAUUGUUGAUUAUGUCUUUGUUUUUUUGUUGAAAAUUUUAUGGUUUUCAAUUCAUUGCGUUUGUGGGUUUAUGUUAGUUUCUUAAAUUUAUCAGUUUUGUGUUUCGUUUUGCUUGGAAAUUGGUUGUUUAUGUUAUUUAUUAUUCAGAUGU
Olea europaea var. sylvestris is the source of this 395-nucleotide messenger RNA. RefSeq lists its product as uncharacterized. Bases 14 to 223 code for a protein of 69 amino acids. The transcript has a single exon. Lineage: Eukaryota; Viridiplantae; Streptophyta; Magnoliopsida; Lamiales; Oleaceae. The record is from RefSeq and is a predicted model, not a curated record.